UGGCUCUCCAUGUUUAUCCCCCCUCUAGGCUGUUCUCGCCAAAUGACUAUGACCUGAUAUUAAUUGUUUAAAUGAUCCGGCGGUGAGAAAUUGCUUAUGAGUAAAUGUGAUGAAUCACUGAGAUCAUGUCGAAAAGAAAUGCUGAACAAGAGGGAGGCAAUGCAAGCCAGCCUCCCCAAAAGAAGGUUCAAUUCGAACCUGUUCGAAUUGGACCCAUCUCAACCCUAGAGGAAAUGGAUAUUAAAGUUCUUCAAUUCCAAAACAAGAAACUAGCCCAGAGAUUAGAGCAAAGGAAUCGAGUCGAGACCGAAUUGAGGCUAAGGAUAGAACAAUUAGAAAAAAGACAAACACAAGAUGAUGCCGUCUUGAAUGUGGUUAACCGUUAUUGGAAUCAGCUCAAUGAGGACAUUCGAGUCUUGUUACAAAGGUUCGAUGCCGAGACUGCUGAUGAGUCCGAAAAUAAAAAUGAAGGAGAAGCCACAACAUCGUUUCUAUUACAGUUGUCCACGUGGGACAAGGAAGAACUGGAUGAUAAGCUGGCUAAUAGGGUGCAGGUCUCGAAGCGAGCCGUUGCUAAGGUUAUUCAAGCAUUUGAUCGCCUUAUGCAGCGUAACGAAAAGAUCACUCUCGCACUCAAGGGGGAGCUGGAUGGAGAUGAAGCUCCCGUAAUGGACGAAGUGAUAAGGCAAGCUAAUAUUGAAAUCCAAGCCGAAAACCGUAACCUCCAAGCUUUGAACACUUCUCUGCAUAAGAAAUAUCAUACAAUAUCGCUUAAGAUGGCAGAGCUGCAGGAUCAGGUUGCAGGUAGGGAGACAGAAGCUGCUGAAAUGAGAAACCAGAUUGACGAUUUGCAAUACGAGCUGUCGAAAGUGCAAGCUCGCAACGACAAGCUGGAACAUCAUCUCGCUGAAGCGAUCGAGAAGCUGAAAAACUAUCAGCAAUUACAAGGUGAAGAAAAAGGUCAAACCAAACCUUCACCAACAUCCAACGUCUCUCAGAGGAAGGUAGAAGAAUUGCAGAAAGAGCUUGAGGAGAUGCGUGAAUUAGCCAACAACAGGUUAACUGAGUUGGACAAGCUUCAUCAGCAGCACCGCGAGACUCUCAAAGAAGUCGAGAAGUUGAAGAUGGAUAUCCGACAACUCCCUGAGAGUGUAAUUGUGGAGACAACUGAGUAUAAAUGCCUGCAAUCCCAAUUCUCUGUCUUGUACAAUGAAUCAAUGCAGUUGAAAACCCAAUUAGACGAAGUUAGACACCAGUUGCAAACAUCAAAGAACGCUCAUCUCAGGCAAAUUGAGAUGAUGGAGAGUGAAGAGCUGAUGGGUCAGAAAAAACUUCGAACUGAAGUUAUUCAGUUGGAAGAUCUUCUUGCACAAGUCAGGAAAGAAUAUGAAAUGUUGAGGAUUGAGUUUGAGCAGAACCUUGCGGCAAACGAGCAAACUGGACCCAUCAACAGGGAAAUGCGACAUCUGAUAACUUCUUUGCAGAAUCAUAAUCAGCAGUUGAAGGGCGAGGUACAUCGUUAUAAGCGGAAGUACAAGGAUGCAAAUGCUGAGAUACCAAAGUUAAAGAAAGAAAUAGAAGAUUUACAAAAUAAGUUAGCGGCAACCAUGCCGGCUGGUGUCGAGAGCAAGGACGGAAUCUGUGAAGGAAAAGAAGAAGAUAAUACCCAUAAUGGAGAAGGUCCUAAAGUUAAGGAGGAGCCUUCUAUCAAAAGGGAGUUUAUCGAAGAAGAAAUAGAGGGAGAUGACGGUACUGGAGACAAGGAAAAGUGCGGAAGCUCUCCAAUAGUGAAGAAGGAGGGUGCGGCAAAUAUAAAGAAAGAAAUUAAGAAAGAGCAACAUCGAGACCAACACAGAGCUAAAGAUGUGAAACCAGCAGAGUCGGAGCUGGUCAGGGAUCUGAAGGCCCAGCUUAAAAAAGCAGUUAAUGACCAGAAGGAAAUGAAGUUGCUUCUUGAUAUGUACAAGGGAGUAGGCAAAGAACAACGAGACAAAGUACAGUUGAUGGCUGCUGAAAAAAAGUUGAGAGCAGAACUUGACGAUCUUCGCCAGCAGCUGAAGAAAGUCCAGGAGAGUAAAAGGGAAGAGAGGAAAAAGCUAGCGGACGAGGAUGCCCUCCGUAAAAUAAAACACUUGGAAGAACAGGCUUACCAACUGCAGAAGCAGGUUGCUACUCACAAGCAGGGAGUGUGUUGGCAGGAGGAAGAGGCCCUACUCAACGAAAUGGAAGUGACAGGGCAGGCAUUCGAGGAUAUGCAGGAGCAGAACUCUCGCCUUAUCCAGCAGUUGCGAGAAAAGGAUGAUGCCAACUUCAAGCUGAUGUCGGAGCGUAUCAAAUCUAAUCAGCUGCACAAGCUUUCCCGUGAAGAGAAGGAAGCCCUUAAAGAACAGGUGACGACCCUUUCUACACAGGUUGAAGCCACAAAUAUUGUAGUACGUAAACUUGAAGAAAAGGAACGAAUAUUACAGAACUCUUUAGCUACUGUAGAAAAAGAGCUUGCUGUGAGGCAGCAGGCUCUGGAGAUGCACAAACGGAAAGCAAUCGAGAGUGCACAAUCAGCUGCCGACCUUAAACUUCAUCUGGAGAAAUACCAUGCACAAAUGAAGGAAGCCCAACAAGUGGUCGGAGAAAAAACUAGUGCCUUGGAAGCUGAGGCUUACAAAACAAAAAGACUUCAGGAGGAGAUAGCGCAGCUGCGGCGAAAGACUGAGCGAAUGAAAAAGAUUGAAUUGGCUGGUACGUUGGAUGAAGUUAUGAUGGAAGAAAUUAGGGAGUACAAAGAAACAUUGACCUGUCCCUCGUGUAAAGUAAAGCGGAAGGAUGCUGUACUUUCUAAAUGCUUCCAUGUAUUUUGCUACGACUGCUUAAAGACCCGAUAUGAGACUCGACAGAGGAAGUGCCCGAAAUGUAAUGCAGCAUUUGGAGCUAACGACUACCACCGCCUAUACCUCGGUUCUUAGCCCUUUGGCUACUGUAUAAAUGUUUCGCUAGUAAUUAAUAUUAUUUAAUAGGCACGCCAUUUAUAGGGUUUUGAACAUGCAUUAAAUAUGUACAAUAUAUAUAUAAAUAUUUUAUCGAUUAUAUUCAUAAUAAAGUGGUACAUAGAUCAUCUGUCUUAAUUAUUGUGCAUACGUGGUGUAAGAGGACUAGCAAAAUUUGAAUAAAUGAAAUUAUAAUUAUUAACCUAACGCAUCAGUUUAAAUUAAAAUAAAUAUGAAAUGUAUCUACAGCUGCUAAAAAUGCUCUGUGAUUAAGAAGUUGAACCAUCAGUCUAAAAAAACAAAACAUUUAGAAAAACUCAUACAUUCCUUUUCUGUUUAUUUAUUACUUUAUUUUUAUUGCAGUUUUAAGAAUUAAAUUAUUUUUUUCUUAAUAUUUCUGAUUUUUCAGUUAGUAGUCCUGUCCUGCUGCCUUUUUUUUAUGUUAACUACGAUUUAUGAAUAUUUAUUUAUUUGAUAUUCAUUAUGAAUUGAUAUUCUUUUUAUGUAUGUUACUCAUUAUACAAUCAAGAAUUAUAAUAUUUAAUUGUUUGAGUCUUAGUGUAUAUUAUGGAUGUGGAUCAGUAAAUAUAACUUUUUUUUUCUCAUACUGAAUUGUGUUAAAAUUGAGGCCUAUAUGCGAAGAUAAAGUAUUAUGUCUUUGUAAAUUUUGUAAUUUAUUUAAUUGUUUAAUACUGAGUUUGCCUUAUAUUGACUUAUUGCAAUAUUUAUAAAUUAUAAUAGAAAUUUAUAUAUAAAUAU
Molecule: messenger RNA, 3740 nt
Organism: Nezara viridula (southern green stink bug)
Lineage: Eukaryota; Metazoa; Arthropoda; Insecta; Hemiptera; Pentatomidae
Source: the annotation of a GenBank genome assembly